Molecule: messenger RNA, 2785 nt
Organism: Arabidopsis lyrata subsp. lyrata
Lineage: Eukaryota; Viridiplantae; Streptophyta; Magnoliopsida; Brassicales; Brassicaceae
Product: putative FBD-associated F-box protein At1g50980
Molecular function (GO): protein binding
Source: RefSeq, a predicted model, not a curated record
AAACAAAUUAUUACAUAAGCAUAUUUAUGCACCAUAAAUUGAGAAAGAUACACAAACUGAAGUGAAUUGACGAUGCUUUCCGCAGAUAAGCCUUACUCGCUAAAGGAUUAUUAAAUCCAUUAUUUUCCUUCAUAUCCAAUCUUGCUCUUAUGCGAAUUAUGUGCGUGGGUAGCAUCUCUUGGCUGAACCUCCGUAUUACACACCGCAUUAUAAAACCCGAUGCUUCCGAUAACAGUUCAGAUUUGUAGACAUUAUGAUACCAAAACUUCCAUAUCAUAGUCAUUUUAACUAUCUUUGGCUUUGUAUUUCUUUCCAUUCGAUCCCAAUAAUGACUUAUUACUUGUCGGUGUGGUACGAACCAUCUUGUGGCGAGAGUUAUACGUAUCCCAUGUUUCUCCAUAGCAACCAUUGAUAGCAUAUAUCGCCAACUUCGGUGUCUUUCUUCCAAUAAAUCCAUCUGGAUCAUAUAACUCCUACCGCUAUGUGUCUUGUUUUUUAGAGCCACACAAUCCUCAACUAGAGUGUUUCUCAAAUCUUCAACAAAUCCGAGAUAAAUAUCAAGCAAUAUCUCAAUCAAAUUUUCUUCCAUAACUAAAAGGAAGAUGAAAACUCGAUAGGGACAACGCCAAACAAUUUUGGGUGGAACCUCCAAAAUGUUUACAAAAAAGCACCAAUCCAUUGAAGGAAUGGUGAAGAAAACACUCGGACUUGAGUAAUCCUUACCAUAGAUCUCAGAGAAGAUGGUAAUAUCGAUGAGGAUCAAUCUACUUGCCAAGACAACGCUCUCCAAAAGUGGAGAGAAAGAAACCGUCAUUGUCAACCAACAAAUUGCCAUAGCCACGAAGGUGUUGUUUAGAGACAGAACCAAUCGGUGGAGACAUAGUGGGAUAGUGACGGAGGAGAUCAGCGACCGGAGGACAAUCACGGUGGAGAGAACUUUGAUCGCGUUCGUAGUGGAGAUAUAAUCGAUAAAAACUUUCAGAUACUUUAAAAUCUAUCAUUUAUUUUUCUUAUGUAUUCUUCUAAAUUCAAUAUUUGAAUACGCCUUCCUUACAUGUGAAGUAAUUAACUUCUGACAAAAAAUAAUUAAAAAAAAAGAUUAUAUGAACUUGUCAAAUUUCACAUUUCUAUUGGUCAAGUGAUUUGUGUUUUCUCUUAUAAAAGAUUUCAUUCCUUGUUUUUAGUUUAUGUAAGUAAAAUUUGGACAUAAAAGUGAAAAAAAAAGCAGAUUGAGAAAACAAAUUGGGAACAAGAUUUACAUUGACAAUCCCAAACUCUCCCUAUAAAAACGCGUUGGAUCUUUCAUAAACUUUUCACUUUUCACCGAUUUGAAGUUAUGACUUCAAUCAGUGACUUUCCAGAUGAAUUGUUGUUGAAUAUACUUUCUUCGCUUCCAAGUAAAGAUGUGGUAGCCACGAGCGUCUUGUCAAAACGUUGGCGAUCUCUUUGGAAGGAGGUAAAAACAUUCAGGUAUGAUGGUGAAUCCAUAGGUAGAACUUACUGGAAGUUUGUGCUAUUUAUUAGUAAAAGAUCAAGCGUUGAGACCAUGCAGCUCAAGCUGAAUCCUCAUUGUACACAUAGAGACAUCAAACCUUUGAUUAACAUUGCAGUUGCUCGAUCCUUGAGAGAGCUGAGAAUUGAGAUGAUUUGUGAGUCCUUCGAGUUGCCCAAAAGCUUUUACAUGUUUUCACAACUUGAAACUGUUAUACUUGAGAAAGUAAGUUUGGAGGAUGUUCCACGUAAUGCUCAUUUUCCUUGCCUCAAACGUCUCCACCUUUUAUCGGUCAAGUUCACGGGGGACGAAUCUGUGAAAAAACUUCUAAGCCUAUGCCCCAUUCUUGAAGAGUUGGUAGUGAAACGAAGCUCUCUUACCAAUGUAAUGAUAUAUACGAUCGAUGCGCCUCUGCUGAGGAUCUUAUCUAUCGAUAAUACUUCUGGCAAAUCUCGGCCUGAAGGUGUUCAUGGAUUUGUGAUAAAUGCCCCUUCUUUGAGAUUCAACGUUGUUUGUGAUGAACCUGACAAGUUUCUAGGAUCUCUUGCCUCAACCCAAUAUCUUUCUUGUUGUGUCACUUCAGAGACUCCGGAUUCGUAUCUUCCUACUGGGACUUCCUUCGUAUUUCUUGACCAUCUAGAGCUAUGUUUAUGUUCUACGGAGUGGUGGAACUUACUGACCUGUAUACUCGUUGAUGCUCCGAAACUUCGAGUUCUCAAGCUCAAAUUGUAUCGAAAACAUUGUGUCCGGUACAACGAUGUGAUGGAUCAAUGGAACCAACCAGACUAUGUUCCCAUGUGUUUAUCAUCAUAUCUUGAGAUCUUUGAGUGGAGGCAAUACAACGGUAAAGAGAAAGAGAGAGAAGUUGCAAAGUACAUUCUAGCAAACGCGAGUCGUCUAAAGAAGGCGACAUUCUACUCAGAAUCUGGAGAGAAGGAUGGGAUAUUGAAAGUUAGAAUAUAUGGCCAGAGGUUCAACGACAUGCAAGCUUGUGUUUGAUUAAACGCUUGUGUUAUCAACAAUUAUAAAGAGAAUAAUAUGCAUCUUUCAUUGAUUCAAAAAAGACUUUUAUUUUUAGUUUGAGUCUACUCUGGUUUAUUAAUUAACAAAUUUCUCGUUUACUUCUCCAUGCCUUGUGGCAAAUACUGAAUCAAGUCGUAUCUAGCAGUAGUCCAUUUUUUAUAAGCAUUGGUACAGACAUGAAUCAUAAACAUAGCUCUAUGGCUCGUGAAGUCACCACCCUUUUGGUGUUGAAGAAUAAAGAAGAUGAGAUAUCUCAGACUCUUGAAGCAG